Molecule: messenger RNA, 1444 nt
Organism: Ogataea polymorpha
Lineage: Eukaryota; Fungi; Ascomycota; Pichiomycetes; Pichiales; Pichiaceae
Exons: 1
Coding region: 155-1150 (331 amino acids)
Biological process (GO): DNA repair; DNA replication
Cellular component (GO): nucleus; Slx1-Slx4 complex
Source: RefSeq, a predicted model, not a curated record
GGACAUUAUACGGAACAUUGCGCGGAUCGAGGAAUCUGCGCCGGAGCAGCCGUCGCUGCUCCACGAUAUCAGUCUUGUGUACUCGCGGGAGGAGUGGACUGAGGUGCGCAACGAGAUCCUGCGAAGUCUGCCAAAACUCUCGAAAAGCGCUAAAAUGACUCUGGAGCUUGUGUCGGCAAAAUACAACGAACAGCCGACCGCAAAGCAGCUGUGGCAGGAGUCGUCUGCGCCGCCGAUGGUGUUUAGCAGGGACGAGAUUCUGAGCCUUUACGACUUUGAGACUGACGAAAAGACCUUUGUUGCGUCGCAGUCGGACGACGAGGACCUGGUGGUGACGCUGUCGCAGGUGAUCCAGCCCGAGGAGCGAUCGGUGCCGUGCACGCCCGAGGAGGACUACGGGGAUUGCGAGGUUUCGUGGACGACAUACGAGUCGCACGCGUCGGCGUCGCGGAAAAUCCAGCAGCGGCGACAAGUCUACGAAGUGCUGGACGAAGAGCCGGGGGUAUCUGGCACGCAGCAGGACCCGAUCGAGCUGUCGAGCGAGACCGACGCGUCGAUAGUGGUGGUGGAGAGUUCGCCGGUGGGGGAGGGCACCUUCAAACUCGACGAUUUGCACGCACUGCAGCCAACGCGCGCAACGGCUACAGAGACAGCAGAGUCGCAGCCGCCCCUGACUGCGGCAGAGCUGGACUUCGGCAGCUUCACCACCGCCCAGCUUAAACUGCAGAUCCAGGCAUGGGGACUCAAGCCGGCGAAAUCGCGGAAGCAGAUGGUGGACAUACUAACAUCGUCGCUGCGGAUGAUCGACCGCCGGCAGCUACUGCGGCAGAAAGAGGGCGUAUUGCAACUCAGCCAGGCGGAGCUGGACAGAAACUACACAGAGCACGUGCGUAUGGAGGAAACGUUUCGCGAGGUGCGCAGCGUCAUGUUCUCACACAUCCGCAGGCUAUUGAAAGAAGAGAAGACGCUGUACAGGGACAUUUUGCUAUUGAGGCCUAUCAAUUUCAGCGACGUGAUGGCGCUGCUGGACGCAAAGGGGGUGCAGCUGGAGCCCGUCACUGUGCGGGCGUGUCUGGACGAGAUGGGGGUCUCGUUUGUGGUGCGGGAGAAUGAGACGGUGAACGAGAUGGCCGAGGGAACAGAGGACUAGGCGUAUUUUUUCAGCUCUGCAGGGUCGGGUUGGCGCAAUAGUAGGACGCCGUUGAGCCACCGGGAAAAAUAGUAAAACACGAUGAUCUUAAUACUUAAUGCAGCAAGGUCGAGCAUGAACUGGGGCCACGACACAUAGAGCCAGUUGCCAAGCAAGGUGUAGAGCUGGAGGGCGAAAUAGGCGGUGGCGGCCGAUAAGAGAAGCACAAACAGCACGGUCUUGGCGAGCCGUGCGAUGUCGACCUGGUCCUCCUGGCUAUAGCGGAGUCCGGUGGUAUGCGGUUUUGAAAGGUUU